Molecule: messenger RNA, 2550 nt
Organism: Adineta ricciae
Lineage: Eukaryota; Metazoa; Rotifera; Eurotatoria; Adinetida; Adinetidae
Source: the annotation of a GenBank genome assembly
AUGGCAAAUCAGAAACAAGGCAGUUCAGAUAUGUUCGAGCAGACACCAGCCACCUUUCAACAAGCAAAUGAAUUGAAUCGUAUAAAAAUUGAAGAGACGCAAGAUGUUUCUGUCAUUUGGCUUGACACUCACAUUCACAACAGUAAUCCAGACUAUCAAAAUGCAAUCACACAUCUUCAGCACAUUGUCAAUGAUAUUUAUACAUUCACUGAUAAUGAUGAAUGUAUCGAUUUUAUUCUCACUCUCGCCGACACAGAUGUUUGUUUGAUCACGUCAGGAUCAGUUGGACAACGUCUUGUACCUUGUGUACAUGAUAUUUCAAACAUCGAUUCGAUCUUCAUUUUCUGUGAUGACCAAAAUCGACACGAACAAUGGGCCAAAAACUGGUGCAAAGUGAAGAGUGUUUCCAUUGAUAUUAUACAUAUUUGUGAACAAUUAACGAAAAUCAUUCGUCGAUAUGAACUCAGAGCUAUUCCUAUGAGUUUUGUACCAUCUGGCAAACGAUUAGAUCGGCUAGAGCCAUCAUUUAUGUAUACAAAGAUCAUCAAAGAAAUACUGUUAACAAUUCAAUUUAAGGAUAAACAUAUCAAACAGUUCGUCAAGUAUUGUUGUGAUAAUUUCGUUGAUACUGAAGUCGAGCGAAAGAAAGUGAAACAACUGGAAGACGAAUAUCAUCAGUACACGCCUAUUUGGUGGUAUACAACACAAAGAUUUUUAUACGGUGUGCUGAAUCGUGCAUUACGAGUGAUGGACGGUGAAGUGAUCACAUUGAUGGGCUUUUUCAUCAGUGACCUUCAUCGACAUAUCGAAGAAUUACACAAGCGGCAGUUUGGUGAUGUAUCAGCUACUGCUAAAUGCUUUCCAGUUUACCGUGGUCAAGGUUUAAUGAAGAAAGAUUUUGAUCAAUUGGUGGCAACGAAGGGUGGGCUGAUGUCAUUCAAUAAUUUCCUGUCUACCAGUGAGAAACGCAACGUUUCUCUUAUUUUUACUCCAGGAAAUCGAAAGAACAGUGAUGUGAUCAGUGUUCUAUUUGUGAUCACAAUUGAUCCAAAGCAAUCAACAACGUCAUUUGCCUCGGUUCGUCACAUCAGUCAGUUUCCCGAAGAAGAAGAGGUACUAUUUUCGAUGCACAGUAUCUUUCGCAUAAGAGAUGUUAAGCCCAUGGAUGGGAACGAGAAAGUGUACGAAGUGGCGUUGUCAUUGACGAGUGACAAUGACGAAGAAUUGAUGGUACUUACUGAACGAAUUCGAAAAGAAAGCUUUCCAAAUGCAGAGGGAUGGCCACGACUGAGUCUAGUACUCGCUGCCAUAGCACAGUCAGACAUUGCUGAACGAAUCUGUCGAGUUCUAAUUGAUGAAACGCCUUAUGAAAAUUCCGCAGUCGAUGUCUAUAAUCACCUGGGUAACAUUAAAUACCAGAGAGGGCAAUAUGAGGAGGCAAUAACACUUUUUCGAAAAUCUCUCAAACUUCGCUUGACGUCAUCUUCUCCGAAUCAUCCAGAUGUGGCUGGAUUCUACAACAACACCGGUAAUGCGUAUUACAACAUGGGUGAUUAUCCCAAGGCACUUUCAUCAUAUGAACAAGCUCUCAAAAUACGAGAACAGUCACUUCCUCCCAAUCAUCCAGAUAUGGCUUCAUCCUACAACAACAUCGGUAAUGCGUAUUCUGACAUGGGUGAUUAUACCAAGGCACUUUCAUCACAUCAAAAAGCUCUCAAAAUACGAGAACAAUCACUUCCUCCCAGCCAGUGGCUAAAAUUUCAAUGGGCAAGGUUCCUCAAUACGAAAUUACAAUGGGCAAACCUCAAAUUUAAAUGGGCAAUCGCCCAUUUGCCACCCCCUGGUUACGCCACUGCUCCCAGCCAUCCAGAUGUGGCUUCAUCCUACAACAACAUCGGUAACGCCUAUCGCAACAUGGGUGAUUAUCCCAAGGCACUUUCAUCAUAUGAACAAGCUCUCAAAAUACGAGAACAAUCACUUCCUCCCAAUCAUCCUCAUGUGGCUGGAUCCUACAACAACAUCGGUGCAGCGUAUUCUGCCAUGGGUGAUUAUCCCAAGGCACUUUCAUCACAUCAACAAGCUCUCAAAAUACGACAACAAUUACUUCCUCCCAAUCAUCCUCAUGUGGCUUCAUGCUACAACAACAUCGGCAAUGCGUAUUCUGACAUGGGUGAUUAUCCCAAGGCACUUUCAUCACAUAAACAAGCUCUCAAAAUUCAACUACAAUCACUUCCUCCCAAUCAUCCAGAUGUGGCUGUAUCCUACAACAACAUCGGUAAUGCGUAUUCUGCCAUGGGUGAUUAUCCCAAGGCACUUUCAUCACAUGAACAAACUCUUAAAAUACGAGAACAGUCACUUCCUCCCAAUCAUCCAGAUGUGGCUGGAUCCUACAACAACAUCGGCAAUGCGUAUUUUCACAUUGGUGAUCAAAGGACUGCUGUAUUGUUUUACACAAAUGCGGUUCAAAUCGCUCAAAAAGUGUUACCAUCGACGCAUCAUCACCUUCAAAUGUUCAAAAGAAACUUGGAAAGAGUGAAACAGAAACUAUAA